This is a messenger RNA of Humulus lupulus (European hop), 1095 nucleotides long. RefSeq names its product 14-3-3 protein 1. The record is from RefSeq and is a predicted model, not a curated record. Gene Ontology annotation, cellular component: cytoplasm. Bases 133 to 891 code for a protein of 252 amino acids. NCBI's taxonomy places the organism in Eukaryota, Viridiplantae, Streptophyta, Magnoliopsida, Rosales, Cannabaceae. Gene Ontology annotation, biological process: signal transduction. The transcript is spliced from 4 exons.
GCCAACCAUACUUCCUAGUAAUAUAAGCCCCAACUCAGCCCUUUGUUUUGUUCCAACCUGUUCGAAUCUCAAAUUUUUAAAUCCUUCUCUCUCGCUCUCUCUCUCUCUUCUGUGGCUUCGACCUCUGCAUCAAUGGCGUCCGCUGUGCCGGAUAACCUUACCAAGGAGCAGUACGUAUACUUGGCGAAGCUCGCGGAGCAAGCCGAGCGAUAUGAGGAGAUGGUUAAGUUCAUGGAGAAACUUGUGGUUGGGUCCACUGCUCCAGGAGGCACUGAACUCACUGUGGAGGAGCGGAACCUUCUCUCUGUGGCCUACAAGAACGUGAUCGGAUCGCUUCGAGCUGCCUGGCGAAUUGUCUCAUCGAUUGAGCAGAAGGAGGAAAGCCGCAAGAACGAUGAGCUCGUGCCUCUCGUCAAGGAUUACAGAUCCAAGGUUGAGUCCGAGCUCUCUGUCGUCUGCGCUGGGAUCCUUGGGCUGUUGGACUCGCACCUCGUGCCGUCGGCUUCCACCGGUGAGUCCAAGGUUUUUUACUUGAAGAUGAAGGGCGAUUACCAUCGGUACCUGGCUGAGUUCAAGGUCGGGGACGAGAGAAAAUCAGCCGCGGAGGAGACCAUGGGAGCUUACAAGGCUGCUCAGGAUAUUGCAACUGCUGAACUGAGUCCAACGCAUCCAAUAAGGCUGGGUUUGGCACUGAACUUCUCCGUGUUCUAUUACGAGAUCCUCAAUUCAUCAGACAAAGCUUGUGCCAUGGCAAAGCAGGCUUUUGAGGAUGCUAUUGCUGAACUGGAUACACUGGGUGAGGAAUCCUACAAGGACAGCACACUGAUCAUGCAACUAUUGAGGGACAACCUCACUCUCUGGACUUCUGAUAUGCAGAUAGAUGAGGUUUGAGGACUGGCUGUGCUCCUCGAAGGAGGUGGGCUUGAAUGUCAUACACAUUUUAUAAUCUGCAUGUGACUAGUUAAUUUAUUGUCCUUGUAUGCAUAUCCAUGUACUCUUGUUCAUUUUAUUUCUCUUUCUCUCACUCUUUUUUUUUUCCUUUUCUAUUUAAAGAAUGUACUCAUGAUGAUCACAAUAUUGUCUUUCUUCGCUCAA